Colletotrichum karsti is the source of this 1488-nucleotide messenger RNA. RefSeq lists its product as uncharacterized. Gene Ontology annotation, cellular component: membrane. The transcript is spliced from 7 exons. The record is from RefSeq and is a predicted model, not a curated record. Gene Ontology annotation, biological process: transmembrane transport. Gene Ontology annotation, molecular function: transmembrane transporter activity. NCBI's taxonomy places the organism in Eukaryota, Fungi, Ascomycota, Sordariomycetes, Glomerellales, Glomerellaceae. Bases 1 to 1488 code for a protein of 495 amino acids.
AUGAGCGCGCCGAAGGAUGACCUCCCGCCCGAGAAGGCGCUGGAGAUGCCUGCGAACGAUUCGAGCGGAGCGGACAGCCCAUCCGAGGUCGAGAUUGGCGAAGAGGCCGUCAACGAAAAGGCCUUGCUGCGAAAGCUGGACGCGAAACUUCUUCCGGCCGUAGGAAUCCUGUACUUGCUGUCAUUCCUUGACCGAUCCAACGUUGGCAAUGCAAGAAUCGAAGGUCUCACUGAUGACCUGAAAAUGACUGGCAAUGAGUAUCUGACUGGUCUCACCCUCUACUUCAUCGGCUAUGUCCUAUUCGAAAUUCCGUGCAACAUCAUCCUCAAGAGAACGACACCACGCUUCUGGCUUCCUACUCUCACCGUCGCAUGGGGCGUCGUCGCCACUCUCAUGGGUAUCUGCACCAACAUGGCGGGCUUCUUCGUUGCGAGAUUCUUCCUCGGCGUGACCGAGUCCGGACUGUUCCCAGGAGUUGUAUUCUACUUCUCGAUGUGGUAUAGGCGACGUGAGCGCCAGUACCGCAUCUCAUUGUUCUUCAGUGCUGCUUCCCUCGCUGGAGCCUUCGGUGGUAUCCUCGCUUGGGGUAUCGGGCAUAUGAAAGGUAUCGUGUGGGCCAACGGGUGGCGAUGGAUCUUCAUUCUUGAAGGUAUUGCGACCGUUGUAAUUGCCAUUGCUGCAUACUGGUUCAUCCAGAACUAUCCCGACACCGCUCAAUUUGUGUCCGAGAAGGAGCGCCGCUUCAUCAGAUCCAGACUUGCCGCUGACAGCGACGCAACCCACGAUGAAUGCUUCACAUGGGGCAACGUCAUGGACGCAGUGAAGGAUCCCAAGUGCUGGCUCUAUGGCUUGGGCUUCCAUACCAUGAGUCUUCCGCUGUACACGUUUUCCCUGUUCUUGCCUACCAUCAUCAAGAACCUCGGAUACACCGCUGCCAAAGCACAGCUGCUUACCAUUCCUCCUUAUGCUCUCGCAUUCGUCACAACCCUAGUGGUUGCCAUUUACUCUGAGCGGACCGGUCGUCGAGCCUUUUUCAUCAUGGGGUCGUCCGCCUUUGCAGCGAUCGGCUACAUUAUUCUCCUCGCCAACGGCGACCCGACGGGCAAGCCUGGUGUCUCGUAUCUCGGAACAUUCUUUGCUGCUGGCGGUAUCUACCCUGCGACGGCAUUGGUCCUCUCCUGGCCCGCCAUCAAUGUCUCCGGUCAGACAAAGCGUGCUGUUGGCAAUGCCAUGCAAAUCACCAUCGGAAACAUGGGCGCCGUGAUGGGAACCCAGCUCUACCGUUCAAACGACGGGCCAAGGUACUUCGUCGGACACUCGAUGUGCUUAGCAUACCUUGUUGCGAACGUUGUCGUGUGUGCGAUAUUGUACUUUGUGCUGAAAGGAGAGAACAAGAGGCGCGAGGCGAUCACCGAGGAGGUCAACGCCAUUGGAGACUUGAAUGACUGGCCUGGCGACAAGGAUCCUAGGUGGCGGUUCCAGUAUUAA